This is a messenger RNA of Bursaphelenchus xylophilus (pine wood nematode), 2310 nucleotides long. NCBI's taxonomy places the organism in Eukaryota, Metazoa, Nematoda, Chromadorea, Rhabditida, Aphelenchoididae. The record is from the annotation of a GenBank genome assembly.
AUGUCCUCGGAUAUAAUAAAAGAGACUUUCGAAGUGAGCCCAGCACAUCCGGUAAGCCCAAACAAGGAAAUUUUAGAGUUUUAGGACAAAGUAGUUGUAAACGGAUGUGAUCUUGUCAAUCGGACUCAACUUUCUAAUUCCCAAAACCGAGAACUUCAACGUUUUAUCGAUCGAAAUAACCAUCGACUCGGCUUUUACGAUCGUCCACAAGGUAUGUAUACAAUACAAUUUAUUAUUUUUUUGUGGUAAGUUUUUUUGUUUUGGUUCCACAUUUGCUGUGCUGAAACCUACAGAUUUAGUUGAAUUGACAUUUUCUUACCUCCGGUAAUCGUGUAAUUUUGUUUCACGCAAUUUUGUCUGAUUUUUCAUAGAAAUUAGCAAUGCCUUAGUAAUCGUGCGUAACGUAACGUCGAGCAGAUGUAACGGUUUCUAAUUUUAAGACGAGAAGGAAGAGGCUCCUCCAGGACGCUAUGCUUCCCUUGGGUUCGGGACUCUAAACAGUAGUCGUCCUUAUGGCUAUGAUGGAGCGGAUCACGCGAGUAAAGAGAGAGUAGAAAGUCCGUUUUCUGAAUAUGGAACUUAUGGAAGCAAGAGGUAUCCAAACUUUGCAUCUCUAAAUAAUAUUUAUUUUCACUUACAGAAAGGGUGUAAAAUUUGCUGACGGCGUUGACUCCUCUCGUGCUCAAUCUGCCAAUCCAUUUGGAAGUGGAUAUAAAAGUGGAACUGGAAGUGGAAAUGAGGGAAAUGACGGAUUUGGACGAAGAGGAUCUACUUCUGGAUAUGGCCAAGGAAAUCAAGGAAUUGGAGAUAAUUACGGCAAGAACAGAGGAGGAAGCGGGAAACAGGCUCAUCCCGACAAUUAUGAUCCUUACGGGACAAACAGAGGGAACAAGAAUCCUAGAAGUCGAACGCAAAGCCCGGCAGCAGAUGCCUUCAAGGUAAUGGUUUUACUGUUCAAAGAAAAUACAAAAUAUGAGGCAUAGCGAAACUUCGCAAAGUUUAAUUUAAAAUUAUUUCAGUGGCGUCCGUACCAGAGUUACGAAUACGACGGAAAGAAGAAUACUGUAGCUCCACCCAUUCCUCAAUGGCUCAAAGAUCGCAGCAUUACCCCGGCUUAUUCCACACUCCAGAAACACCCUGUAAGUAUUAUUUUUCUCAGUACAUAAGUACAAAAUUACCAAAUUUUGAUUAGAAAUAUGUAUGCAGAAGAGAAAUAUAACUAUAUAUAAUAUAAUAUUUCUGGAAAACUUUUUAAGAAACGUGAAAACUUACUGAAGCCCUAGGAAUAGAAAAGCGCCUUACAGUAACCUGACUUCAAAUUUUAUUUACUUUGUUCCUUCUAUUCAUCUUUUUAUCAUCGCAGGGUCCAAUCUCACUGAUAAACCCACCGGUCUUUACCGUAUUCUGUUUAGGAUAAUUAUAACAAGUACGAUACCGAGAAACAUCGGCAUCAGUUGGCCAGACAAUCUCAAGAAAGGGACGAAGAAAUAAAAUUCUAUGGCUUUGGAGAUCGUCUUGGAUCCGGAAUUGAAUUAACCAGGAAACGGUGGACUGGCGGGGAACUGAUUACUGAUCCCACUUUUAUCACCAAAUCCAUUAAACCAAGAACAAUCUUCUACUCUCCCAUUGGUGAUGGUGUGGUCGCUGCGGAUGGGAUUGAGUUGAGAAGAGGACCACCCGAUCUGACCCCCAAGAGAUACGAAUAUCACGAGAAAGUGAUCGAAAAGGGAGAUCAAGGACGUGGGGGAUUGAGAGUUACUGAGCAAAGAUGGGACGGUAAGCUCAUUGCGACCUGGUAUUUACUUAUUAUGAAACUAUAUAUACAUACAAUACGAUUUACUCAUAAAUUUAGACGGAAACCGCGGUCUUGGAGACGAGGACGAUGGCCGUGGUCGUGGUGAAUGGCCAGAUAAUGGAGACGACGGCAGAGGACGAAAGGGACCCUUCGGAGAUGAGGAUGGAAGACGCAAAGGAUGGCCAGAUGACGGAGGAUGGCCAAACAAAGAAGCCGGCGAUCCAUUUGGAACCUUGGGAUCUGCGGACGGUGGAUAUCCUAGGUCUUUCAGCCGUAAGUUGGAGAAGAGCUAGCUCCCAAAGUCUACUACUUUCAUUUAACCAUUGAAAUCUUCAGCGCUUUCUAUUGGCACUGAUGGAUUCCCUCGAGAAGGAUGGACUAAGACUUUUAUUACAAACCCCAGAGAAUUAAUCAACCAGUAUGGAAGCGAGACAUUGACAACCAUCUUCGACCUCAAGGAUCACACUCCAAAGACGAUGACAACUGUUAAGGAGACCAUCAGUCCUGUCCCUUGA